This is a messenger RNA of Cololabis saira (Pacific saury), 3811 nucleotides long. Its product is annotated as zinc finger protein 664-like. The transcript has 3 exons. The record is from RefSeq and is a predicted model, not a curated record. Gene Ontology annotation, biological process: regulation of transcription by RNA polymerase II. Bases 16 to 1350 code for a protein of 444 amino acids. Gene Ontology annotation, molecular function: RNA polymerase II cis-regulatory region sequence-specific DNA binding; DNA-binding transcription factor activity, RNA polymerase II-specific. NCBI's taxonomy places the organism in Eukaryota, Metazoa, Chordata, Actinopteri, Beloniformes, Belonidae.
AACCAGGACUCGGAGAUGGACCGGGAUCAGAACCAGGACUGGGAUCAGAACCAGGACUCGGGGUCCGGCAGCAGGGCGGGUCUGCAGAAACAUGUAUGCAAGGAGAGACCCAGAAGUCACCACUGUGAUCAGUGUAAAAAAGUCCUCACCACUUCAUCAGGUCUGAGUGCGCAUAAGAGGAUUCAUACCGGAGAUAAACCGUUCAGCUGUGAUCUGUGUGGGGCAGCUUUUUCCCGACAACGCUCUCUCUGGAAUCAUCAACGUGUUCACACUGGAGAAAAACCAUUCAGCUGUGAUCAGUGUGGAAAAGCUUUUGCCCAACAUGGUGGUUUAAAGUCGCAUCAACGUACUCACACCGGAGAAAAAAGGUUCACCUGUGACCAGUGUGGAAAAGCUUUUACCACAUUAAGAUGUCUAAAGACUCAUCAAUAUAUUCACACUGGAGAUAAACCAUUUAGCUGUGAUCAGUGUGAGGCAGCUUUUUACCAACAAAGUGCUCUCAGAAUUCAUCAACGUAUUCAUACUGGAGAAAAACCGUUCAGUUGUGAUCAGUGUGACACAGCUUUUAACACAUCAAGUGGUCUAAGGAUUCACCAACGUAUUCACACUGGUGAAAAACCAUUCAAAUGUGAUUACUGUGGGGCAGCUUUUACCACCUCAAGUUCUUUAAAUAUUCACCGACGUACUCACACUGGACAUAAACCAUAUAGAUGUGAUCAAUGUGGAGCAGAUUUUACUACAUCAGGGAGCUUAACCAAACACCAAUAUAUUCACACUGGAGAUAAGCCAUUCAGAUGUGAUGAGUGUGGAAAAGCUUUUACCUCACCAAGCUAUCUAAGAGUUCACCAACGUACUCACACUGGAGAUAAACCAUAUAGAUGUGAUCAGUGUGAAGCAGCUUUUACUGCAUCAGGGAGUUUAAAGAAACACCAAUAUAUUCACAAUGGAGAUAAGCAAUUCAGAUGUGAUGAGUGUGGAAAAGCUUUUACCUCACCAAGCAAUCUAAGAGUUCACCAACAUACUCACACUGGAGCUAAACCAUAUAAAUGCGAUCAGUGUGGAGCAGCUUUUACUGAAUCAGGGAAUUUAAGGAGACACCAAUAUAUUCACACUGGAGAUAAGCCAUUCAGAUGUGAUGAGUGUGGAAAAGCUUUUUCCUCACCAAGCUAUCUAAGGGUUCAUCAACGUACUCACACUGGAAAUAAACUGUAUGGAUGUGAUCAGUGUGGAAAAGCUUUUACCUCAUCAGGCUAUCUUAGGGUUCACCAACGUAUUCACACUGAAGAUAAACCAGAUCUAAAUUCAGAUCUGAUCAGUGUGGAGCAGCUUUUACCCAACGUGGUAUUCUAAGGACUCACCAACGUACUCACACCUGAUUAAAACUAUAUCUGUUAUCAGUCUGUUGCAGCUCUUAUUAUGAGAGCUUAAUUAUAAAUGUGAACUUAACGCAGUGUCUUCUUUUAAUUAGCACACUUCACUGCAGAAUUACUCUAGAGAUAUGUUACACUGAGGAAAAAGUCAAAUUAACGUUACUUGCUUUCGCCUCACAAUUUUAAAUGUUUGUAUGCUAUUUUCAUAUGCUAUGUAAGACAGUUGCCUAAAUGUGUAAGCUGGUGGCGGCAUUGUGAUGUAUAUGCUCUGGUUUUACCUGAGGUUGUCACUCACUGGAUACCAUAUUUUAAAGAGCAUAUUGCAGGUUGGAGACCCCUGUGAAUCAAUGUGUAGGAAAAUAAUGUAGGAACUGAAUUUUCAUUGAAAUACGCAUACAUAUAUACUACAGUGACCUCCAGAGUUGUUUUUGUGAGAGUAUAUUACUUCCGCAUCUGAAAAAGCUGAACCGGAAGUGACGUAGCACCAGGGAGUGCGGUGAAUUUCAACAAUAGGAAAAAUAAUGGAUCUUAAUGUUAGUUGUGACACUGAAGAGGUUGUGAAUGUGUAUUCACACCAAUAUGACGGGCCACAGCCUUAUAAUUACGAAACCCGUUAGGCCCCCCACGUUCUUUUGAUUGACAGCUGAAACUCGCUUUUUAAAAGGCUGAUUUAUGGGUCCGCGUUACACCAACGCAGACCCUACGGCGUAGGUUACGCGGCGACGCACCGAACGCUGCGUGCGCCGCGUAACCUACGCCGUAGGCUACGCCGUCGAUUUUACGCGGAACCAUAAAUCUUCAUUCACCGCAGCACCCGCCCGUGCGCUCCUCGAAACUCCGAAAAUAACUCCUAAAAGAUGGGUGAGUACUUGUAAUCUAUCUACGUUUGUACUUUCUAAGGAGAAAACAAGCUUAUUAUCUUCUCUUUUUUCUGAUUAAAUGCAUCCGAAAUAGCCGGGUAUUUUUAAAACCGAAUAUUUCGCCCCCUUCGUUUAUAAAAUAAUUUGUAUCCACCUUACAUCGUUGUUAAAAAAAAAAACCUUCCACACAUAACCGAAGAUUUGCGUUUUCGACCACAUUCAUAAGCAUUCCAAACCUGUAGAUCAUGUACUUCCCCCCGUGUCCACGUUCGAAAAAGCAAAACUCCGGUUGUCUCUGUCUACACGCAUCUACAUAAACAGAGUUUUCAAAAAUCUUCACUUUGCCCAGAGUUUUUUUAAACAUUCGUUUAUUUGCGUUUUCAUGUGGAUGACAGGUCAAAACGUAGAAAAAUAUCUUCGGUUUAGCAGAUACCCGGCUACGUGUGUACAAGGUCUGCGCAGUCAGAUGGGGCAGAGCUGUGGAGACGUCUCCCUGCUGCUACGUCAUAUGACGCGGUGUUCGAAAAAAAAAGCGUUUGUAGGAGCUUUGCUAAAAUCAGCCACUUUUUCCUCUGAAUACGUGCCCUUAUGUCUUGUAAAACAUAUUAAAUCCUACAUUAACUUCUCACAUAGUCAUUUUCACAUAAAGUCAGGUAUAAUCUUUGAAAAAACCCUAACCUGCAAUAUGCUCUUUAAGUUUUAUUAUACCACAUGGGGCUCAAUUUCAAUCAGUGUUUGUUUACUAUUUGUAUCAGUAUUUUUACAAUCCCUUUUGUGGUCACUAUUAUAACAGUAGAUUUAGUUACCUGGAAAUAUUCAAAGGUUUUCAUUGUACUUAUUUCUUUGUACAUUUUUUACUUAUAUAUUUCUCUAGCUACCCACUAAUUUUUGGCCUGCUACUAAGAACUUCAUGGGUACAUUCACAGUAAUUGUGGAACUGUUUGAAUAGUUUCCUUGUAUUUACAUUUUUAGAUUCCUUGUAUUUACCCAUUUAUGUCUGCUGCAAUUACCAGGUAAGUAACUGAAAUUCCAUAGUACUUACCAGGUUAAUACCUGGUUGAGUGUUUUUCUUCAUCUUCAGUUAGUCUACCAGUUUCUACAGGUUUGUGUUUCAAUGUUUUGCAUUUAAAGAUUCAGUCAAAAUAAAAGAUCCUUCCUGAUUGUCUAUGGGAUUUCAGUUUCCUGCUCAGUCAAACCAUUGCACAGACACAGCAGGAAGUCUGUGUUAGAACAGUCCCACAGUAGUACUUUGUUCAUGUAGUUUUAUCUCUGUAGAUGAAUGAUGGUUCCUAUUGCAAUUUCAUUUGACGGAUGGAAAAAAAAACGUUGGUAAAACGGGAACAACUUCUGAGUCCUGCUGGACCAGCUGGUCAGCUUUGAAACUAAGUGAAAUCUGUCAUAUAUUCACAAAGAUCAGGAAAGAUAAGCUACAAGAGAGAGGCAAGUCUAACAGGAAGUGAUGCCAUAGAUGGAUUAAUCCUUAAGGGCAGAGUUAGUUACCCACGUAUGUUGACAAACUGCAAAAGCAGCAUAUAAACAAUAGUUAAGUAACACAAAUAAAUGAAGGGAACCUAAAUAAAA